CCACAUCUUCAACAAUAAGUAAGACAAAUGGUGUCAUAGAGGACUCCGAGCCAGAAGGAACACCAGUCGCUGUUCACCAUAUUGGUGGCAGUGCUGUGAAUAGCCGGAAUCUUCAAAAAGCGUCGAAGAAAGCUCCACGGCCAGAUAUGCAUUGGUUGCGACCGGCUCGCAUAGAUGAGAAGACACGUACAGGCUUCGUCUCUCGAACAUUCCUAGUUCGUUACUGUGAGGAAGAAGUGAGGUUGAACGAGGUGUGCGUAUUUCGAUUGUGGCGAC
Molecule: messenger RNA, 276 nt
Organism: Amoebophrya sp. A25
Lineage: Eukaryota; Dinophyceae; Syndiniales; Amoebophryaceae
Source: the annotation of a GenBank genome assembly